AUGGAGGGAAGAAGAAGCGUAAGGUGCAACUAUGAGAAGAAAGAAAAGGAAGAAGAAAAAGUGAAAAAUAACGAAAUCGGCUGCUUGAAAUUCAGUCACAAAGUGUAUAAACAUAUGGAUAUAAACAUAUGUAAAUAUUUGUUUACAUCGAUACGCAUGUGUGUUUGUACAUGUUUACAUAUUUUAUAUAGAACAACGGGUAAGAAGGUGGGAGUGGUACCGCAAAUAUUUUUGAAGUGGGCGAUUGAUACACGAAUGUUUGUGUGUUUGCUGAUGCAGACACGAAAUUUGUUCUUCUUCGUUUACAUUCACUUGAAGCGUGUGGAAACAGCUUAUGUGAGGUGGGAUAUGAAAGGGAGAGAAGAAAUGCCUCAUAUAAUUUUGGACCACAGUCGCUGGAUAUAUACACUCACAUACGCGUAUUCCGAUCCUUUGUGUGGCACACACUUUACAAGGUCAAAUUUUCUCACAUGCACAACGAAAGAAACCAUGAGGUGCAGUUGUUUGCCUGUUUUUGUUGUGUUUUUUUUCCGUUUUUUGGCCGCGGUUGUAUAA
Molecule: messenger RNA, 555 nt
Organism: Trypanosoma brucei brucei TREU927
Lineage: Eukaryota; Euglenozoa; Kinetoplastea; Trypanosomatida; Trypanosomatidae
Exons: 1
Coding region: 1-555 (184 amino acids)
Source: RefSeq, a predicted model, not a curated record